Molecule: messenger RNA, 610 nt
Organism: Drosophila montana
Lineage: Eukaryota; Metazoa; Arthropoda; Insecta; Diptera; Drosophilidae
Product: probable cytochrome P450 6d2
Exons: 3
Coding region: 124-321 (65 amino acids)
Molecular function (GO): oxidoreductase activity, acting on paired donors, with incorporation or reduction of molecular oxygen; iron ion binding; monooxygenase activity
Source: RefSeq, a predicted model, not a curated record
AGUAAUUGAAACACCUUUCUACGUAAAUGGCACGGAAACCACCGCAGCUACGGCUUCCUUUACACUCUGUGGGCUGGCCAUGUAUCCCGACUUACUUAAGGAGGUGCGCGAGGAGCUGCAGUUAUGGAAAGUCAUAAGCUCGAACGCGGGGGCAAGUUCACUUACAAAGCACUGCAGGAUUUGAAGUUCCUGGAUAAGUGUAUUAUGGAAACCAUACGCAAGUAUCCCGGUCUGCCCUUCCUCAAUCGGGAGUGCACUCAGGACUUUGAUAUCUCUUUUGGGCAUACAACGCGAUGCCAGCUACUUUCCCAAUCCCGAUGACUACGAUCCACAUCGAUUUGAUGCCGUUGCUAUGAAAAUGAUCAGUUUGCAUUUAUGCCCUUUGGCGAGGGCCCCAAACAUUGCAUAGCUAUGCGCAUGGGCAAGGUUAGUUUUAAGCUGGCUGGGACCAAGGUACUUGCCAGCUUCGAUUUGAUCCAGGCCACGCAAGGAAGUCGAGUUCGUCUUCAAUCUAGCACCCGCCCUGGUGCCCAAGGGGGGGCGAAGCGUGUCUAGGGCGAGCAUUCUAUAAACAAGAAAAAUAAAACGCAAAAGCAUUUUUGAAAUCUGA